Anopheles cruzii is the source of this 1670-nucleotide messenger RNA. Its product is annotated as membrane-associated guanylate kinase, WW and PDZ domain-containing protein 1-like. Gene Ontology annotation, biological process: actin cytoskeleton organization; muscle structure development. Gene Ontology annotation, cellular component: adherens junction; filamentous actin; Z disc. The record is from RefSeq and is a predicted model, not a curated record. The transcript has 6 exons. NCBI's taxonomy places the organism in Eukaryota, Metazoa, Arthropoda, Insecta, Diptera, Culicidae. Gene Ontology annotation, molecular function: actin binding; muscle alpha-actinin binding. The coding region runs from base 158 to 1363 and encodes 401 amino acids.
GCAAUUUAAUGCAGAACUACGAAUUUGUUUGAAGCACAGCCACUCGAACAGCGGUACCCGAGUGCAGCAUUCUCGUUUGCGUUUUCUAGUGUUUUCGUGUGUGGUGUGCACUAUUGCCACUGGCCGUCCGGUCUAACUACAGCCAAACAGCAACAACAUGGAUGUUCCAGUAGAUGCUAUGGAAAUGGCGCUGCCACCGAUAGAGUCGUUCAAGAACUGCGAAUAUCAUGUGCGUGUUUCGGGCACGACGGAGCUCGAUCGCCGUGUUAUGUCAUUUGUGGAUAACCUGUGGGGAUUCGAGGUAACCGGCGGCGUGGAUCAGUUCGAGCCGUUGACAGUGAUUUCGGUGAAACGCGAAGGUUUAGCCCGACGGGCCGGGAUUCGAGUGAACGAUAUCAUCACCAAGAUCAAUGAAACGUACGCCGACAAGAUGACCCUAGCGCAGGCACAGGAGCUGAUUGCUGAGUCUGGGCGAACGGUGAAAAUAUUCGUCAGCGGGGAUGUAGAGGAGGACAGCGAAGACGAGAUGACGGUCGACUUUUGGUUCAAACCUUUGCUGACCGUUUCGUCGAGGGACGGUACCGUCGGCACGGGGCCCGAGAAUGGCGACAACCCGCUGGGAUUCCGCAUCACCGGAGGCGCUGACUUCGAAAUGCCGAUCACGGUGUUCCAGGUGUCUGAGGGCAGCCCGGCACAGAAAGCCGGCCUCCAGCUCGGUGACCAGGUCCUGAAGAUCAACGGGGCCGAUGCGUCGGCCAUGCGCCUCGCCACGGCCCAAUCCGUCAUCAAGCAGGCCGGCGAACAGCUGCAGAUGAUCGUCGCAAAAGACAACGAAGAAAAUCGCAAAGCCGAAGAACAGGGAAAGCCGAAGGAAACGACGGAGGUUAAGUUCAUAGGUAACGAGGAGCAGCCAGAAGCCGAUGUCACUAACAAACCUGCCCCAAAACCCAAAACCGACGAUCGUGAGAACUGGACCCAACCGCCGGAGCGUAAAGUGUGGCAUCCAAUCGUUUGGCAGCAACCACCGCCGCCGAUCCCGCCGGACCUGUACGGAAAGGAUGCUCCUCACCAGCAGCUGAUCGCCAACAUUCGCCGGCUGCUCACAGAAACGCGCUCCAAACCGCAGGAACAGCUAAGACACAUCGAACGCAUGAUGCUCUCGCUGCCGACGGGCUCGCGGCGAGAGGAGGAUGAAGAGGAAGAACCUAAGCCGGUUCCAAAGCCAAAGAAGAAGAAGAAGGCAAAGACGGCCCGCAAAGGGGCCACUGCACCUCGACCGCGCCUGGAUAGCGAAGGGUCGGAGGAUGGCUCCGUAUCGGAAGCGUCGUCUGCAAUUCCGGCGGAAGUGACUGCUGACGCCUGAGUGCAGCGCACUCGGAGCCCAGAAGCUCAGGAAGCGGCCAACCCAAUGUUGUAGGCUAAACAUUGUGACUUUUGUUUAAAUCAUGUGACCCGCUUUACAUAGCGGCCACUGAUGAUUUUAGACGUAAAUAACCGACCAAAUCAGUUUUUAUUUUGACAGGAUCGCAUGCGCAAUGCGACAGCUGACGUAGUUAGUGUAUUGAAUGAAACGAAAAUGAAUUGUUAAAUCCUGUUGUUUCUUUGCUCAAUGUACUUAACCUCGAAAUGUUCCAUCGUUGAAUAAAAUCGUUUCUUUUUUAUAUUUGGAA